AUUUUCUGUCACGUGACCUAUUGCAAGCUAAUCGUCUAUUUCAAACAUGGCCGUCGACUACGGAAUCAACUAGGGGGGUGUUAAAUUUCUUGUUAAUUACUGUGAAUUGAGGCAGAUAAAUGGUAUAAGAUCUAACCAUUCAUGGAUUGGUAGUCCCCAAAACGUACUUUUAUUGUUUUUAUUUGUAAAGACUUAUUUAUUUUAACCUAUUUUCGAGACAGAAGAGUCAACAUUGAUUUCGUUGGGGAAAUUUUACCAUCGAUUGAGGUUUUUAUUUACUUUUAAUAAAUCCAGUUUAAUUAAUUAUGGCCGAAGAAAAUGAGAUAAUUGGCAGUGCAUCGGAAUUUAUAAAAGACCGACUGUAUUUUGCAACAUUACGGGCCAAACCAAGAUCUACAGCACAUACACAUUACUUCUGUGUGGACGAUGAAUUGAUUUAUGAAAAUUUUUAUGCUGAUUUUGGGCCAUUGAACUUGGCACAAUUAUAUAGAUACUGCUGUAAGCUGAACAAGAAAUUAAAGUCUUUUUCAUUAGCUAAGAAGAGAAUAAUACAUUAUACAAGUUAUGAUGCUAGAAAGAGAGCAAAUGCAGCAUUUCUGAUCUCUGCAUAUUCAGUUAUUUAUUUAAAGAAAACACCAGAAGAAGCUUAUCGGCCGUUAGUUGCUGGUUCAAAUCCUCCAUUUCUUCCUUUUAGAGAUGCCUCCUUUGGUGCAUGUACAUAUAACUUGACUUUAUUAGACUGUUUACAUGGUUUAAGUAAAGCCCUGGCAAAUGGAUUCUUUAAUUUUGAUACUUUUGACGUUGAUGAGUAUGAACAUUAUGAGCGGGUAGAAAAUGGGGAUUUCAAUUGGAUCAUUCCCAAUAAAAUGUUGGCUUUUAGUGGUCCACAUUCCAAGAGCAAGAUUGAGAAUGGCUAUCCAUUACAUGCUCCAGAGGCCUAUUUUCCUUAUUUCCGGAAGCACAAUGUAUCAACAAUAGUACGAUUAAAUAAGAAGAUAUAUGAUGCUAGAAGAUUCACAGAUGCUGGCUUUGAUCAUUUUGAUCUGUUUUUCACUGAUGGUAGUUGUCCUACAGAUAAUAUAGUGCGGCAGUUUAUAGAUUUAUCUGAGAAUGCUGAUGGUGCUAUAGCAGUUCAUUGUAAAGCUGGCCUAGGUAGAACUGGAUCUUUAAUUGCAUGUUAUAUGAUGAAGCAUUAUAAAUUCACAGCAGCAGAAUGUAUAGCUUGGUGCAGAACAUGUCGACCGGGAUCUGUGAUAGGACCACAACAAAAUUUCUUAGAAGAGAAGCAAUCUUGGAUGUGGAUGCAGGGUGAUUUACACAGAGCAAAGUCCAAUGAUAAAGAUCGUACGAGACAUCGUCAUCACAGCGUGUCAAAGAUUCUGUCAGGGGUAGAUGAUAUGAGGAUACAGGAUGCAUUUGAUUAUCAUUAUCAGUCAGAUGAUGAUAUGUACACUGGCCCACUAACACGUGGCAGUAUGAUUGAGACUCAGGGAGACAAAUUAAACCAGUUAAAGGUACUGAGGAGAAACCAUGCCAGAUCUGCUACAACUGGUGCAUUUGGGCAUGAUGAUUUGAAGAGUCACAAGAGAGGCACAACACAGUCAUAUCGUUCAGGCGGCUCAAAAAGUGCUCACGCUACUCCUUCAUCGCCGUUAAAAGCCUCCAAAACCAGUACAAGUAAUACCCACCAUACAAAUACUUCUUCAAGUAUGAAACGUGGUACACGGCAUACUACUGGCUCUACACCCAGUGCCAAAAGAAAAUUCAACUCGCAUACAUAUAGUCUGAGGAAAGCUGUAGGCCCUAGCUCCUUCGACUACCUCCUUCGUAAUAAGACAUCCAGUGACAACUUGGGCCUGACGAGCAGUCGAGGUUGGCCCUACAAAUAUCAGUUUAUGAAUACAGUCGGUUCCUCUUACUCGAAGUACUAAAGCCACGUUAAUAAGGUGAAGAGAGAAUGGUGGUUACUGUGAUAAAUGUCUACCUAUGCAGACUUUUUAGUGUUGUUUUAACUGGAGUUAAUUGAUUGUGUACAGUUUGUAACAUAGCACAACCUGCUUAUUAAACCAAAUUGUAAUAUACUGGAGAGUGAUCUCCCUUUGUACAUAACUGAUCAUGGUCACACAAAUGUUUGUCUCUAGUCUUUUUCUUAAACUCUCUCCUUUUAGAAUAAUGUAUUAAUCAAAGCCAGUUUUAUAUUUUUGACAUUUAACAGACUUUUAUGAUGACCAUAUCAGGCCUAUUAUUAUAAAUACAUAUUUUAUUUAUUAAUUUUUACAACAUUUUUGUAAAGUGUUGAAAUAUUUGUAUAGUCUGUAUUGUUGAGAGGUGUGAGAUUCGUAGGUUAUCUUUUAAAUGAAUAAUGGUUUUAUACAUGAUGUUUUGAGAAAACUUUAUUUUAUUAUUUGUUGUUGAUGUGCAGUUUUGAAGGACCCAAGUUGUAUAUUUAAUUCCAACAGUUUAUAAAACAGAAAAGGAAUUUUUAAAAGUGUUUUAAUCACCUUGUUUUAAUUCAGAUUGUUAACAACAUACAUUCAUCAUUGUGCCUUUUAUCACGCACAUUGUACUUGUUUUAGCAAAAAACUAAAGCAUAUUGGAGAGUUUGUUAAAGUAGUAUUUUAUCUUUUACUAACUAGUAAGUUAAAAUUUUGUUGAAGAACCCCAUGAAAAAAUCCAAAAUCUAAAGCUUGCAUUUUGAAAUAAAAUAUUUUAUUUGAUUCCAAAAAAUAAAGCAUUAGAUAUACCAAAGUUACUUUGUACAGUAUCACCUGUUAAUUUGUAGAUCAGUUAAUAGUUUUAUUGAUUCCUGCUUCAUAUUGCUUCCAUAACCAACUUAAUAGAAGAAAAUAUUUACUGCUUGCUUCUUUAUAAAUUUUGUAUUAAACCUUAUCUUUUAUUUAAUAUUUAUAUUUGCAUAGAGCUCAGGUUAAGCUCUGAUUUAUAUUAAAAUGAAUUUUUAGGAAUUUUAAGAUUAGCUUUCUUUAUUUCUGACAUGUGUUGAGCGCUUGCAUGAUACAAUGGCUUUUUAUAUUAUUCACUCUCCUUUUUAUGUUGAAUCACUUUUUAUACUUAUUAGACAUCUGUAGAAUCCUGAUUAUAUAUGUUACAUUUGAUACAUUUUAUAUAUGUAGAUACAUUUUGUUGAAUUUUAAAUAUUUACGGGGCUAAUGUUUUUCAUGAAGAAAAUAAUGGUAUUAAACUAAACUCUUGACACUAUUGAAAUUAAAUUAUGUUCAAACUGUAAUAAAAUAUUUUAGAAAUUAAAAAGAAAAUAAGAACCUAUAAAUAAAUUGUCAGACUGGAAAUUUGUCAAUUUUCAAAUGAUAAUUUAGAUAAAAAUGUAAAUUUUCAAAUGUAAUGAUGUGAAAUGUAAUUGUUUAAAUUUUGAAAAAAGUUUAUGAAAUAAUUACUUUUGCCUUGGUAUGGAAAUUUUUAUGUUAAAAGUUUUGGAAAUAAAUUGGGUAAUUAUUUACAAAAUGGCUAGGAUAGGGGCUUAUUAACAUAGACGUAUGUUUUAAGUAAAACAUUUUUUUUAUAGAAAAGAUUAAUCCUUUAAAUAUUAUACAAUGUCAGUUAUUUCUAUUUUGUGUCAUUUCAGAGAUGUUAUAUCAGUAUAGUUGUUAUUUUAUUAAUAAAUCAGCAUUGCUAUAAAUAUGAUGCACCAAUCUAUAUAUCUUUACACACUGAAUAAGGGAUUAUUCCUCUAUGUAAACUUGUUUUUCGAACUUUUCAAGAUUUCUAAGAGGAAAAAUAAUUAUAUCACCAAACUAUCCAAUAAUGAAAUUAUAAAGAAGAAUUAUUAACUUUUGAUUAAGAUUUGAAAAAAAAAAUCAGAAAAUUUGGACAAAUAAAUUUGGUGAAACAUGUUUAAAGUAAAUGUUUGAUUAUGUAUGAACGUGGCAUGAAAUGUACACAAAAGAAGAAUUGAUAUGUGUUCGUUAUGUCGCUGAUCCUAUCUAUCCAUUCAACAUCCUGUCAAUUGACGAAUGUCAAAUUGUUAUGAUUAGAAAUAUAAAAAAGAUAUUCAACCAUAA
Molecule: messenger RNA, 4034 nt
Organism: Mytilus trossulus (common blue mussel)
Lineage: Eukaryota; Metazoa; Mollusca; Bivalvia; Mytilida; Mytilidae
Product: dual specificity protein phosphatase CDC14A-like
Exons: 15
Coding region: 306-1931 (541 amino acids)
Biological process (GO): cilium assembly; regulation of exit from mitosis; protein dephosphorylation
Cellular component (GO): centrosome; spindle pole; cytoplasm
Molecular function (GO): protein serine/threonine phosphatase activity; protein tyrosine/serine/threonine phosphatase activity; protein tyrosine phosphatase activity
Source: RefSeq, a predicted model, not a curated record